This is a messenger RNA of Gongylonema pulchrum, 1086 nucleotides long. Lineage: Eukaryota; Metazoa; Nematoda; Chromadorea; Rhabditida; Gongylonematidae. The record is from the annotation of a GenBank genome assembly.
AUGAGUAAAACAGCGGACAGGAACCUCGAGGAAGAAGAGCCCGAAGAUGAAAUGACCAGGAUGAACGAAAUCAAAGCAAACUGUGCUGUAAUCUCGACUCUGGUGAAGAGACCGAGAAAACGAACAGAUGAAACUUGCAGCGGGAUGAAAAUCCUCAAACUGUUGAUGGUAUUCUGCAGUAUCUGCACUUUAGCGGAACCACAAACAACAUUUCAUAUAUGUUCGAAAAGUCAAGCUGGAGGAAUCAUGGUGAGCAUCCCCGACCCGACCAAUUGCUGCGUAUCCGAGAGUGACACUGUCCUUCAUACAAAAGUCACCAUCUAUACACGAAGCUAUGCCAAAAUACCGGCAAUAUACUGUGCGAAUUUCACGAGAACGAUCUGCACUAAGGCAUUCUUCCGCCCCAUCAUGAAAGUUAUAUCUGACGAGAUCGAGGUUGGAGCCUUAUCGCCAUCAGUUUGUCAGAAACUGAAUUCGGACAAGGAAUAUGCAGGCACCAGGUUGCAACAAAUUCUACCUUCCCACUGGAAAUCCCGCAAUGACGUUCACUACUCUGAUGGCUGGUUGGGAACGAGAUGCACCACGACCACUAAUUAUGUUUUGGAAUAUGGCGAUAUAGCCACCUCUGAAGACCAUGGAAUAAUAUCCAGCCUUGGUGAUAUGGGAAACUGCAAAGUAUUGACGGGUCUUUGUAUGACACGAAAAGGUACGAUUAUGUGGAAUGCCACAGAAGUACGGGAAAAAUGCUUCUACGAAAGCAAGGGAACAACAAUAGCGCAAGCCACCGUACAUCAUGUUCUGAUCGAAAGUCUUCAAGCAGCCUUGAUUUUUGCGAAAGGAAAAAUAUCAACUCAUACUGUGCUACACUGCAAUUUGAAAAAUCCUCAAAAGAUGGAGAACGAUAUUAUCUUAACUUUUGAAGAAGUGAGCACAAAUUUGUCCAUUCCAGAGUGGAUAGUAUCACAUAAGGAAGAAGUGGAUCGGAUGAAUUUUAGAAAUACCAAUUGGAAGCCCUUGGAUCCUAUCAUGAAAGGCUACGACGCCGCACGAGCCACUUGGGCUAUAGCUGACCCGUAUGUGAUAGAC